UCACACCACUGUUUUUGACAGAUUGUGUAUAGGCAAAACUGGUAUCGCCAGAUUUGUUCGAUUUUUGCUCUGAUUUUCAGGUUAUACUGAAGAUUAGAAGAUAUGGUUUUGCAAAUGAUCCAAUCCAGGUCCAUUGCUCUUGGAGCAAAAUUGAGGUUCCCAGCUAUUAAGUUUAGGUAUGGAGGCAAUAAAAGUGCAGCCCCAGCCCAUACCAUUGCUAGCCCAACAGCCAGUGCUCCCCCUGCGAAAGCUCAAGCAGCAGCCUCUGCUGCAUCAAUCUAUGAUUUUCAACUGCCCUUAAGGUACAAAAGGAAGCCAAUCGAACAGGAAGAAAUUGAUUACAUCAACAGGGGUGGACCUGCCUAAAGGAGUAUUUGUUUAUAGUUAAAUUAUAGUUAUAUACAUAUAAGAACUAAAUUAUGAUUAAAUAAAUGGCUUAA
Messenger RNA from Nicrophorus vespilloides, 440 nucleotides. RefSeq lists its product as uncharacterized. Gene Ontology annotation, biological process: 2-oxoglutarate metabolic process. NCBI's taxonomy places the organism in Eukaryota, Metazoa, Arthropoda, Insecta, Coleoptera, Silphidae. Bases 103 to 366 code for a protein of 87 amino acids. The transcript has 2 exons. The record is from RefSeq and is a predicted model, not a curated record.